ACCCUGUUAGCAAUGUGAGAGUAAAGAAGCACGUCGUAAUUUCCCAGAUAAACUCUGUGUUACCGGAUAAAAAGAGCAGCGGCUGCUGGUUUCGGGGCUUCAUGGCUCUCAGGGUGUGCGCUCGCUUCCUCAGAGAGUCUGCCGGCGUGUCCCGGCGGCUCGCAGUGUCCGUCCCGCAGGAAAGUUCGUCACGGAUGCUCCUCACCGCGGGAAGCGCCGCCUGCAGCCGAGGAGGACGGAGCGGAUUUAUCUUCACUCCUGCUUGUUUUAUUACAUCAGAGGCGUUUCUCAACAGACUGAUGAAAGGCAAAGUAGCGGAGGCAGACGGCGGCAUCCAUCGCCUUCCAGCCUCUGUUCCACCAGACAGGGGUGAGCAUGUAUCAUUAUUAAUGAAACAUCCAGAUCAGCCUGAUAAUGCAAAGAUUUUAAAAGUGGCCAUAAUCGGGGCCCCAAAUGCCGGGAAAUCUACAUUGUCCAAUCAGCUCCUUGGCAGGAAGGUGUUUGCUGUGUCCAAGAAAGUGCACACAACACGAACCCGUGCCCUGGGCGUCCUGACAGAAAACAACACACAGAUAGUUUUACUGGACACUCCCGGUCUGACCACCCCAUCAAAGGUCAAAAGACACCAGCUGGAAAAGUCUUUACUUAUGGAUCCGUGGAACACUGUUAAAGAAGCCGACAUGAUGGUGGUGCUGGUGGACGUGGCCGACAGGUGGAUGUGCAGCAGGCUGGAUUUUGAGGUGCUGAAGUGCCUCGCCCAGCACCCGGAUAUCCCGGCGAUCCUCGUCCUCAACAAGGUGGACCUGGUGAAAGUUAAGGAUAAGCUGCUGGAUGUCACCGCCCUGCUGACGUGCGGCGUGGUUAAUGGGCGCAAGAUACGGGUCAGGCCCGUGAUCAAGCCGCCGUGGGCUGAAAGGAGGCCAGAGAGGGAUCCGGAGCCGCCGGCUGACAGGGAUAAUGCAGUGCCUGAGGACGGCGCUGAGCGGGACUCGGCGCUCAGCAAAGAGCAGCUGGCGGCGCUGAGGAGCCAGCAGGGCUGGCCUCACUUUAAGGACGUCUUCAUGCUGUCCUGUGAGGAUAAGGAGGACGUGGACUCUCUCAAGAGCUACUUUAUCCAGACUGCAAAGCCAGGGCGGUGGCAGUACCACAGCGAGGUGCUUACCGACCAGAGUCCAGAGGACGUCUGCACCAACAUCAUCAGAGAGAAGCUUCUGGAGCAUCUGCCCCAGGAAGUGCCCUACUCUAUGACCCAGUCUAUCCAGCUGUGGCAAGAGGGAGAGAACGGUGAACUCGAUAUUUCUGUGAAGCUUUACGUCAAGAAGCCCUCUCACAUGAAAAUGCUGAUCGGCACGGGAGGAAAGACCAUAUCGCGGAUCGCCCAGGAGGCGGGGGAAGACCUGAGCAGAGUCUACCUGAGGGUCGUCCGCCUCAAACUCUCCGCCAAGCUGAAGAUGUGAUCAGAUGGACGGACUCUCACACACAUUCAAGACUCUUGUUUUUUUUUUUGUUUUUUUUAAUUAAACUAAAGUCAGUCGCAGGAUUCCAUGAUGGAAGUUGCUCGUACCCCAUCCACGGUCCCAGAAAGCCCACCGGCGUCCUCCUCCUGGAACAAACGCGGCUAAAUUGUGACUUGAAUUGUCUACUUUAAUGCGUCUCCGUCCCUUUCACCAAAGCCCAGGAGACAUUAUUAAACAGGUUUAUUUAAAGA
Molecule: messenger RNA, 1708 nt
Organism: Salarias fasciatus (jewelled blenny)
Lineage: Eukaryota; Metazoa; Chordata; Actinopteri; Blenniiformes; Blenniidae
Gene: eral1
Product: Era-like 12S mitochondrial rRNA chaperone 1
Exons: 11
Coding region: 102-1457 (451 amino acids)
Biological process (GO): ribosomal small subunit assembly
Cellular component (GO): mitochondrial matrix
Molecular function (GO): ribosomal small subunit binding; rRNA binding; GTP binding
Source: RefSeq, a predicted model, not a curated record